AACAUUUGUAAGACAGAAAAUAAAGACUACGGAAGAACAUAUAGCAGUCUAACAUUUAUAUUAUGAAGUGUUAAAACGAUAUAAUGUGUUUCAAUUUCAAUCGAACACUUUGUCUUCACCGUGCGGUCAACGGAAAAUUAAUUACAUGCACUUUUUUUUGGUACACACUUUUUUUUAUAAGCUUGGUACACACAAUUAAUUGCAUGUACUAGUUGAGUGAUUUGAUCAACAAUAAAGCAUGCUGUAAAUGUAAUCUAUAAAUGGAGGAAAAAGAAAUGUUAAUAAUGAUAAAAGAAAGGCCUCUUCAACAUUCUCAAGUCACCAGAUACACCCUUCUCAUAAUUCACAAUGAGAGCACACAUAAUCUUUUGGCUUUUCAAGAUGCUUUUCAUCUUAACAAAUUUCAGCACCAACAUCUUUGUGGCAAAUAGCUACUGUCUUGGCCAUCAACGUUCAGCUUUGCUCCAGUUGAAGAACAACCUCACAUUUGACCCUGCAAAAUCCAAAAAACUAGUUCUCUGGAACCAAAGUGAUGAUGAUUGUUGCAAAUGGCAUGGGGUAACAUGCUAUGAAGGACAUGUCACAGCCCUUGAUCUCAGUCAAGAAUUUAUCUCUGGAGUUCUUGAUGAUUCAAGUGCUCUUUUCAACCUGCAAAAUUUACAAACCUUGAACUUGGCUUUCAAUGAUUUUCAUUCUGUGAUUCCUCUAGAGCUCUUCAAUUUGAAGAAUUUGAUGUACCUGAACUUCUCCAUGGCUGGCUUUCAGGGGAAGAUUCCAAAAGAGAUUUCUCAACUUAAAAGGUUGGUUAUUCUUGACCUGUCAUCAAACAAUCUUUUUGGACCAAUUGAUUCUUCACUAGCUGAUCUUAAAUCACUAUCUAUUCUGCAAUUGAGCCACAACAAUUUGUCAAGCACAGUGCCUGAUUCCUUUGCCAAUUUCUCCAAUUUAACCACUCUGCAUCUCAUCAAUUGUAGCUUAAAUGGCUAUUUUCCAAAAGAAAUUUUCCACAUAAAAACUUUAGAGGUCCUUGAUGUAUCAGAAAACAAAUUUCUUCAUGGUUCUUUCCCAAAUUUUACACCAAGUUGGUCUCUUCACAAUUUGGAUGUUAGCCAUACAAAUUUCUCAGGACAGAUUCCAGAGUCUAUUUCCAAUCUGAAGAAGUUGACUAAAAUUGAUACAUCUUACUGCCAAUUCAAUGGAACACUUCCAAGUUCAAUGUCAGAACUCACCCAACUUGUUCAUAUAGACUUGUCUUCCAAUAACUUUACAGGUUCACUUCCUUCCUUCAACAACUCCAAGAACCUCACACGCAUAUCCCUCUUUCAUAACCAUUUAAGUGGAGAAUUACCGUCCAGCCAUUUUGAGGGCCUUUCAAAUCUUGUCAGCAUUGAUUUAGGGUUCAAUUUUUUCACUGGGAAUGUCCCCAAAUCUGUUCCUAAACUCCCAAAUUUGAGAGAACUUAGCCUUCCCCAUAAUCAACUGAGUGGUGUCUUGGGUGAGUUUGACAAUGCAUCUUCCCCAAUGUUAGAGGUGCUUGAUUUAGGCAACAAUAAUUUAGAAGGGCCUUUUCCUUUGUCUGUGUUUAACCUUAGAACACUACAUGUCAUUCAACUUUCUUCAAACAAGUUUAAUGGCACGGUAAAAUUGGACCUGAUUCGAAGGUUGAGCAUUUUGAACACACUAGGCCUUGGAUAUAACAGUUUGACGGUUGAUAUCAACUUCAGAGAUGAUCAAGACUUGUCACCAUUUCCUAGUUUGACAAAUGUGAUGUUGGCAUCCUGCAAGAUGAAAGGAAUCCCCAGUUUCUUGAGAAACCAGUCCACAAUACUAUAUCUUGACCUAGCUGACAAUGAGAUUGAAGGAGCGAUACCGAACUGGAUUUGGCGACUCGAAGUUCUUGCUCAAAUGAAUCUUUCCAAAAACUCUUUCACAAGUUUCGAAGGGAGUUUCUUGAACAUUAGCUCUUUUCUUUUUGUACUUGAUAUCAGUUCAAACCAACUGCAAGGGCCUAUUCCUUUCAUUCCACAGCAUGGAUAUUAUCUGGACUACUCAAACAACAGAUUCAGCUCAUUCAAUCCACCGGACAUUGGGAAUCACCUCACUUUCACAACUAUUCUGUCUCUUUCAAACAACAGUUUCCAUGGACCAAUCCAUGAAUCCUUCUGCAAUGCUUCAAAUAUUCUCCAGCUAGAUCUUUCCGACAAUAACUUUACCGGGGAGAUUCCCGAGUGCUUUGCAAGAAUGAGUAGCACUCUCAGGGUAUUAAAUUUGGCUGGAAACAAGCUCCAAGGUUACAUUCCUAAAAUUAUUUCAACUUCAUGUCAAUUGAAGUUGUUUGAUUUAAAUGACAAUCUGUUGGAAGGUACCAUCCCGGAAGCUUUGGCUAAUUGCCAGAAACUACAAGUCCUAAACCUUGGAAAGAAUGUGUUAACUGACAGGUUUCCAUGUUUCUUAAGCAACAUCACCACCCUGAGAAUCAUGAUUUUGAGGUCGAACAAGUUCCAUGGGUCUAUUGGAUGCUCAAACAGCACUAGUGAUUGGCAGAAUCUUCAUAUUGUUGAUCUGGCCUACAAUAAAUUCAGUGGCACGAUACCAGGAGCACUUCUAAACAGUUGGAAAGCAAUGAUGCGGGAUGAAGAUAAAGACGGGACAGAAUUUGGCCACUUGUCUUUGGAUCUUGUUGACAACUACAAUCCUACGAGCUUUCAGGAUGUAGCUUCACACUUGAGCAAAAAACUUGGAGAAAAAUUGACUGAACUUGUUGCAAACGAAUCUCGCUCUAUCCUCGAGCAAGGUUCCACAGACUACUAUUCAGUGGAUAUUGCUCAUUACCAGGAUUCAAUUAACAUUGUCAACAAAGGUCAUCAAGUGAAGCUGGUCAAGAUUCAAAUGGCUUUAACUUAUGUGGACAUGUCAAGCAACUAUCUGGAGGGGCCAAUACCCAAUGAACUAAUGAAUUUCAAGGCAAUGAAUGCUCUGAACCUGUCACAUAAUGCAUUCAUGGGCCAUAUCCCAUCAACUAUUGGGAAUUUGAAGGAAAUGGAGUCUUUAGACUUGUCCAACAACUCUUUCAAUGGAGAAAUUCCUCAUGAGCUUGCAAGUCUACAUUUCCUUGCAUAUCUGAAUCUCUCUUACAAUCACUUGGUGGGGGAAAUUCCCAAAGGUACUCAAGUUCAAUCAUUUGAUGCAAGUUCGUUUGAAGGGAAUAAAGAGUUAUGUGGACCUCCUCUAACCAUGAGUUGCAGCAAUGAAUCGGGAUUGUCACCACCAGCAUCUGAAACACCUGACUCCGGUGCUGAUAGUUCAUCGGUUGAUUGGAACUUCUUAAGUGUAGAGUUGGGAUUUAUUUUUGGGUUUGGAAUUUUCAUCAUCCCCCUUAUUUCUUGGAAGAAAUGGAGAAUGUGGUAUUCCAAACAUGCAGAUGAGAUGCUGUUCAGGAUCAUCCCCCAGCUUGAUUUAGUGUAUGAAAACCGCACAGCGAAGAGGUACAAAACUCUAAGGUGGAGGCGCUGAGCACUAAUGUUUAGGACUUCUUAAUAAGGACUAUGUCCAUUAAUAAGGAUGUGGCUUGUGAUAAAGCAAACUAUUCAGUAGUUUUCACAUCCCUCAGUUUAAUUUAUGCUUGUUGUUAAAAUGAUAUGUAAGUAAUAUACGUAGAUACUAGUGUAGAUUCAGUAUUAUUGUAACUAUUUUUAUUAAUAAUAACAGAAGUUUUACAUUUGAA
Lotus japonicus is the source of this 3724-nucleotide messenger RNA. Its product is annotated as receptor-like protein 7. The record is from RefSeq and is a predicted model, not a curated record. The transcript has a single exon. Bases 349 to 3513 code for a protein of 1054 amino acids. Lineage: Eukaryota; Viridiplantae; Streptophyta; Magnoliopsida; Fabales; Fabaceae. Gene Ontology annotation, molecular function: protein binding.